AUGAGAAGGAGGGAUCUGCCGCCUUUCGCCUUUCAGAUCCAACGUUUUGAUUGGCUGAUGCUAGACAUUCUGCCCACUAAAGCACCCACCGAAGAGCUCAUUGAAACAGAGGAACCUCUGGAAGAUUAUGAAGAUGUUUAUAAUGAGCAAAACAUAGAACCAAUCACUGAACCCAGUCAACCUGAUGACACUGAACGAUUUACAGGAGAGCACAAAGAGGACCAUACCGAGCCCCCGAAGACUAAAGCACGAUGCUUCCUUGAGAAAGAUUCUGGCCAUGUGUGUGGAUCGUAUAUGUCCAGAUGGUACUACAGCCAGCAGACUAAGAAAUGCAUGCGCUUCUGGUACAGUGGUUGUGGCGGAAAUGAAAAUCGAUUCUUGACAGAGGAUGAGUGCUUUAGGGAAUGUGUGUCUACAGAAUCUGAAAAUCUUCCACAGGAUGAUUCCAUUUCCAAGGACAUUUGCCAGCUCAAACUCGACGCAGGAACUUGCUCAAACUUUUCAGUGAAAUGGUACUACGACGUCAGCAGUGGCCAAUGUGUCCGGUUCUGGUACGGAGGCUGUGACGGGAACAGCAACAGAUUCAACACUCAGAAGGACUGUGAGAUUCGCUGUCUCAGGGCCAGAAAAGUAUCUCCAAACAUCUAAACUGUGAUAUCUAUUGAAUUUACAAAGAAUUCAGAAUCCAUUUAUGUACUUUUGGCAGCUUCUGCUUUCAUGAUCAUAUUCUCAUCACGACUGUCAAAGGACAGACCUAGAAGCGGUUUAGCUAAAUGUAAAUGUAUAUUUAUCUAAAUUUGAGUGUAGGAAAGAUUUGAUUACAAGAGCAGAAUUUGUUUAAAGAUGAAGUUUAUAAUGAUGCAUCAUUAGCAUCACCAGAAAGAACGGCAAAAAUAAUGGUUCAGUUUUAAUAAUUUCAGCCAUUGCUUUAUUAAACGAUUAGGCCCACCUGAAACUCACGCCAUUGGCUGAGACAAUGUUUUUGACAUCUUAA
Messenger RNA from Sinocyclocheilus anshuiensis, 994 nucleotides. Its product is annotated as boophilin-H2-like. Gene Ontology annotation, molecular function: serine-type endopeptidase inhibitor activity. Bases 1 to 648 code for a protein of 215 amino acids. The record is from RefSeq and is a predicted model, not a curated record. The transcript is spliced from 5 exons. NCBI's taxonomy places the organism in Eukaryota, Metazoa, Chordata, Actinopteri, Cypriniformes, Cyprinidae.